UAAAAGUAGUGUAGCAUUGUUUAGUGCUUAUAAAGUGUAGUGAUUGUUUAAAGCAUUUUAUACAGAAUUGUAAAAAUGUCAGACACCGAACAGAAAGAGGCAAUAGCCGCGCGUGGUCGCGCCAAAGGGUCAAUUACACGUUUAAAAAACAGCUUUGACCGAGAAGCGCUCAUAAAUUCGCCGAUAGAGUUAGUGCUAGCAAAGAAAGCUAGGCUUCUAGAGGCCUUUCGUGAAUAUGAGCGCCUCACUAGCAAGGUUGCCUCGCUUUUUUCCUCCCCACCAGCUACUCUCGCCACCGACGAUGAGGAGGUUGAAGACAACUACAUUUUAUUGUUAGCUCAGCUAGAAAGUAUAAUAAAUGUCAUCCGCCUGAGAGACAACCCUCCUCAAGCGAGCCCUAGCGUAAGUGUCAAGUCGGAGAACCUCAAGCUGCCUCGAGUCGUCAUAAAAACAUUCACAGGUAAAUACACAGAAUAUUACGAAUUUUCAAACAUGUUCACAGCCAUGAUCGACAAGUGUACUUCCUUUUCAGCGGUGCAGAAGCUGUAUUAUCUUAAAGGUUUUUUAAGUGAUGAACCACUCGAUUUAAUAAAAAAUCUGCCAUUAGAAGACAACAGCUACCCAGAAGCACUGCGCUUACUGAAGGAACGAUACGAUAAUAAAGUUCGAAUUACGCAAGAACAUGUUAAUGCACUACUAGAUAUGCCUACAAUCACGCGAUCUAAUGUCACUAAUUUACGAAAUUUCAUUUCAGUUGUCAAACAGCACCUUGCUGCUCUGCAAAACCUGGGUGAGCCGGUAGAUAAGUGGGAUGCCAUAAUCAUUUGCAUCCUAUCUAAGAAGAUUGACCUGCCUACCUACAGAGCAUUUCAACUGGAGCGAGAUAAGAAUGUGUCGCCCACGGUAAAGGAAUUCCUAGGAUAUGUUGAAAAACGUGCCCUAGCAUUUGAAAACACUGACGUGAAGGGGCCUUCGCAGAGCUUUGUCAGCCGUCCUGAGGCUGCACAAGCAAAGCUGUCAGCGCAUCAGCCUCAACGGCAAUGUUUAUACUAUUCUUCUGACGCAGACGAAGAAUAAUGGAGACCAAGCAACCAAACAGCCUAUCGUGACUGCGGGCACUCCAAGUACUUCCGCACCGAGCCUUACAACCUCGAGUGCUGCAGCUUCGAGUACUUCAAUAGCAUGCGCCGCUACGCCACAAGGUCCGACACUAGUGCAGACAUCAUUUGGCGUGAUCAUCGGUGGUCGACUGCAGCUGCCUGCAAGAAAAAAGUCCAAGCAGACUGAAUGCCGUUGCCACAACUCAGCUGAUGUGCUUCAUGUCUACACCACGGUUCACUGCGUCGUGCGAGUUCGGUAUUCGUAGUUUAAUUGUAAUGCGUAGUGACAAUUCACCUCCUCUCGAGUGGCUCAUGGCGAGGGUAAAUAACUUGUUCCCGGGGAAGAACUGCAUAGUACGCGCAGUUGAGCGACCCUUGGAAAAGCGGUCAUAUUCACAAAGGUCUAUUACAAAAAUAUGUGUACUCCCAAUAACUUAACAAUAAUUACAUAAAAUAUGUUAGUUUAAUGUGUCUAAAAUGCCUAUUGUAAAGGUAGCGGCAACAUACUUGCCAUCAUAAAGGAAUUACGGUUCAAAAUAUAAUGACUACAAAGGAAUGUCAAAUGGUUAAUUCUUAAAUUCUGUAAACAAAGAGCUUUUGUUUAUAUAUGUUAACAUUUGUGUUGAUUACCAGAUCAUCAGUUGUUUUCUUUAAAAUGUAAGUUAUAUUAAUUUAACUGUAAUUGUUAAAUGUUGCUCAUAUUAACAUAGGUACCUACUUAUUUAAUUUCAUAUGAUUCUCGUGGGGGAAUAAUGUUAGCAACAUUGAAAUAAGAACUAUAAGUUCUAAAUUUAAAAUAUUAAAAAUAAUGUUAUUUAGUUGCCAUAGCGGCACUUCUUUAAUUUUCUUUCCUGUGACAAUGCAUAUUUUGUGUGGUUUCUGAAAUAAACUAUUUUUUCCUAAAAGAUUCUUUAAUAAUAUACAGUCCACUCAUGCU
This is a messenger RNA of Cydia fagiglandana, 2037 nucleotides long. RefSeq lists its product as uncharacterized. Bases 76 to 1077 code for a protein of 333 amino acids. The transcript has 3 exons. The record is from RefSeq and is a predicted model, not a curated record. Lineage: Eukaryota; Metazoa; Arthropoda; Insecta; Lepidoptera; Tortricidae.